This is a messenger RNA of Telopea speciosissima, 777 nucleotides long. RefSeq lists its product as uncharacterized. The record is from RefSeq and is a predicted model, not a curated record. The transcript is spliced from 5 exons. Lineage: Eukaryota; Viridiplantae; Streptophyta; Magnoliopsida; Proteales; Proteaceae. The coding region runs from base 71 to 676 and encodes 201 amino acids.
GAAGGUUGAAGGCAUUUUGGUGGCCUGUAGGGAUUUGAAAAGAGAGGAAAGCAGAUUGAAUUCACUUUCCAUGGCUUCGUCUCUUCUCUGUCCAUCUCUGAUAGUCCCUCUUAAUUCAAAAAGGAGAAACCAUGUUGGCAUCAAUGCCAUAUCUAUGAACAUUCCAUCGACUAAAAGUUACCCGCAAAUUGCGAGAUGUCAGAAAAAGGAUAGAUGUUUACAGGCAAAAGCCACUAUGUCCAUUGCAGGAGAAGUACUUGUGAGAGAAUCUAAUGAUGCUGUUGACAGUGAUGGAAUUGGAAUUGUUAGCAUCCACCAUGUUGGACUGCUGUGUGAAAACCUUGAAAGGUCCCUAGAGUUCUAUCAAAAUCUUUUGGGUCUCAAGAUAAAUGAAGCAAGGCCUCAUGAUAAGCUUCCAUAUAGAGGUGCAUGGCUCUGGGUGGGUUCUGAAAUGAUUCAUUUGAUGGAGCUUCCAAAUCCUGACCCUUUAACUGGGCGUCCUGAGCAUGGUGGUCGCGAUCGUCAUACUUGUAUUGCAAUUAGAGAUGUGUCCAAGCUAAAAGUCAUUUUCGAUAGAGCUGGUAUACCAUACACUCUCAGCCGGUCUGGGAGGCCAGCAAUAUUUGCACGAGACCCAGAUGCGAAUGCCUUAGAAUUCACUCAGGUUGAAGAUUAACUUAUUUCAAUAUCAGAAGCAUGAAAUUGUAACAUCAUAUACCUUUCUAUGUCUUCCUCAGUCACUGUUUGAUCCUGUAAAUAAAUAGUACACAAUACACU